CCCCCCCAAACACACACACACACACACCCUUCUGACUUUGAGUUUGUUCAUGUUUGACAGCUCUGCUAUGUGUUUCAACAGUUCAUUCAUUGCAGGGUCAAAAGGCAGAUGUGGCAGAUAUGGACUGACAAAUCAAACCCUAUUUUGAGUUUCUGAGAUAAGACUGUCCGUAGGAGGUGAUGAUGGAAACGUGAGAAGGACAGACUUUGGACCCACUUCACUCUCUUCUUCUUCUUCUUCGACACUGGCUGCAGCUCCUUGGUUUGUCUCUCUUCUCAUGUGGAAAACAUGAAGAUUGAUUUUGCCCCCUUUCAGAUUCCCGUCCACAGGAGACUGCAGACGGCUGCCGUGCUGCAGUGGGUCUUCUCUUUCAUUGGCCUUGCACCCACCUGCAUCUUCCUGUUCUUUUACCUGCUGUUCACUCGCUUCUGGCUGAUCAGUGUGUUGUAUGCCGUCUGGUGGUUCUAUGACUAUGACACUCCGUCUCGUGGAGGCCGCAGGGUGCCCUUCUUGCGUGACCUCAAACUUUGGGAUUACAUGCGGGAUUACUUCCCCAUCAAGCUGGUGAAGACAGCUGACUUGGACCCCAAGCAGAACUACGUCCUGGGCUUCCAUCCCCAUGGUGUGCUGGUAGCAGGAGCCUUUACCAACUUCUGCACCUCUGCUACAGGCUUCAGCCAGCUGUUUCCUGGCCUCACCAGCUACCUGCUCAUGUUACCCCUUUGGUUCAGAGCUCCAUUCUUCAGAGACUACAUCAUGUGUGCAGGUCUGAUUCCUUCAGAUAAAGAGAGCGCAAGCUAUCCGCUCUGCAAAAAGGGUGGUGGUAACGCUGUGGUAAUAGCAGUUGGUGGGGCCCUAGAGGCCCUUGAUGCUCACCCUGGGACCUACAAUGUAAUCUUGGCCGAGAAGAAAGGGUUUAUCAAAAUGGCCAUGGAGCGUGGUGCUCAUCUGGUGCCAAUCUUCUCCUUUGGGGAGAAUGAAGUGUUUGAUCAAGUGGGAAACCAGAGAGGAACCUGGCUUCGAUGGACACAGGAACGACUGCAAAGAAUCAUGGGUAUCGCCCUGCCUCUGUUCCACGCACGUGGUGUUUUUCAGUAUUCCUUUGGUCUUAUGCCUUACAGGAAACCCAUUGCUACAGUAGUUGGACGGCCAAUUCGGGUGGAGAGGAAUCAAAAGCCAACAGCUGAGGAACUCGAUGCCCUCCACCAACUGUACAUGGAUGAGCUCAGCAAUCUGUUUGAGGAGCACAAAGGCAACUAUGGAGUGGACAAGGACACACACCUGAACUUUGUCUAAAGUGGACUGACAAUGGAGUGGAUUUGAAAGGCUAUUUAUUAGUAAAGCUGUGGUGCUAAGAUAAUUGUGCCUCCAACUUGCUCUGUCUUUGCUCUUAACUGGACUGUUAAUUAAAAACAAACAAACUGCUUCAAAUCGCUUCUGCAGCAAGACACACUGCUGUGUCUCUUUAUGUAAGGUAGGAUUCAGAUACUGUACGAGGGAAAAGCAAUCAGAGUGGAAAUGCUUGUGCAUCCACUGACUGGUUCUUUUCAGAGCUGUGUGGGAUAAAAUGACACAAGACAAGCUUUCUUCACUUCAUCUCCCAGCUGUAGUAUCCGCCCGGGGUUUUGAAUUUUACGCAAGACCUGCUCCUUUCUCAAACAGAGUCAUAGGUUGAAUUUGUCUUGCAAGAUCAUUUGGGGGCACUGUCUGAAACACUUAGUAAUUUCAAGAUUCUGUAUCCUAAACAAGGUUAAUAAAAAUGGAAAAGCGGCUAGGAACAUUGUACUUCUCAAAAUAUUUCCAUUUUCUACUUUCUGCUAAAUUUGUUCCUCACAACAUUUCAGAGAUGUUUUAA
This is a messenger RNA of Scatophagus argus, 1855 nucleotides long. It is a transcript of the gene mogat2, whose product is annotated as monoacylglycerol O-acyltransferase 2. The record is from RefSeq and is a predicted model, not a curated record. The coding region runs from base 289 to 1296 and encodes 335 amino acids. Gene Ontology annotation, biological process: diacylglycerol biosynthetic process; triglyceride biosynthetic process. The transcript has 6 exons. Gene Ontology annotation, molecular function: diacylglycerol O-acyltransferase activity; 2-acylglycerol O-acyltransferase activity. Gene Ontology annotation, cellular component: endoplasmic reticulum membrane. NCBI's taxonomy places the organism in Eukaryota, Metazoa, Chordata, Actinopteri, Scatophagidae.